This is a messenger RNA of Mya arenaria, 5265 nucleotides long. RefSeq lists its product as uncharacterized. Gene Ontology annotation, biological process: ubiquitin-dependent protein catabolic process; positive regulation of proteasomal ubiquitin-dependent protein catabolic process; protein polyubiquitination. NCBI's taxonomy places the organism in Eukaryota, Metazoa, Mollusca, Bivalvia, Myida, Myidae. Gene Ontology annotation, molecular function: ubiquitin protein ligase activity; zinc ion binding; ubiquitin conjugating enzyme binding. The transcript is spliced from 5 exons. Bases 193 to 2637 code for a protein of 814 amino acids. Gene Ontology annotation, cellular component: cytoplasm; ubiquitin ligase complex. The record is from RefSeq and is a predicted model, not a curated record.
AUCAGCUGAUUAUUUUAGUAGACGCUUGACACCAAAAUGUCAUGAUUUCGUAAACAAGGAAAACAUCAAUUAACAUCAUCUUCAGAUAUUAGUCAGAACUUUUUAUAUACCGUAUGAAGUGUUUAUUUAGUGUUUUUGGCCUGUUUAACAUUGAACUGCCAGACAUCAAAGUUGAGAUACAAACUUUAAAAUAUGGAUGGGAUAACAUUGCCUUUAAGAGAUGAAGAGUCAAUAAAGAAUCAAGGUCGUAUGGAGUCAGAUGGUCCUACCUCAACUUUUACCGCAUGGAAAAUUCCCACUCCACCACCCCCACCUCCACUGCCAUUGGACAAAGAUGAGCAAAAUGAUGUGAGCAGUUGCAGUUGUGAUCAGCAAAAUUUUGAGUCACAAAAAGACGACAUACAUGUAUCGGCCAGUACUAGCUUCAGCAUUCCUACACCACCACCAACUCCGCCUAUUAUGAAGAGUGCCUCUUCUGCUAAUCCAAGUGAACAGACCUUAGGCACAAAGAAUAAAAUAAGGAACUCUUCAACCGCUGCAGUUGAAGAUGUCAGUGAAGCCAGAUCCUCUAACGACAGUCCAGUGGGCAGAACUCUAAGAGAACUUGCUAAAUCAAUAAAUUUACAGUCAGAAGAAGCAGAUUAUGAUCCAACUACUGAAGUUGAAGAGAUGAGACUCAGCAAGCAAUUUCAUGAAAGGAUUGAUCAUCCAUUGUUAAGGCAAUAUUGGUGGGCUCUGACCAAUGGGGCUGAAUUUGAAGAUGAAGAUUAUCUAUCAAUCAUAGAAAUGCUGGAGAAAGAGGAUACCAUGGACAUUCAUGAAUACCAAAGACGCUACAUGAAGCAUUUUGAGAGAAGGGCAAUAGAUAGAGUGGCAGAUUUUGAUGAAGACUUUGAAGAUUUUCAUGAACUGACACUUCAGCUAGAUAUGGCUGUAAGUGGUCAAAGUUCAUCUGUCCUUCAACAGUUCAGCCAUGGAUCAGCUGAAAACAUUGAAUGCCUGGUUUGUUUAGAGACCAAAACUCUGCAUAAAAGAGAAUGCUGUUCUUUCCCAGUCUGUGACGAUUGUAUUGGAACAUAUCUUGAAACUAAUAUCCAAGAUGGAAUGAUAAAGAUUACUUGUAUAAGUGACCAAUGUAAUGUUGCCAUGGUAAAAGACGAAAUUCUAGCUCGAGUUUCAGUUCCCAUGAAAGAGAAAUUCAAUAAGUUUCUCGUUGAUGCGAACAAGGACCCAAAGAUUAAAACUUGUCCUAAAUGUAGCCAUGUCUACCAUUUGAAAGAUGAAGAAACUGUGCGGCAGACAAAGUAUGGACUGCCUGUCAUGUGUCGGGAGGGUAACUGUAAACUGACGUGGUGUUUUGUGUGCCACGCCCCUUGGCACACAGGCUUGAAAUGUCGGGAUUUCAGAAAAGGGAAUAAGAUGGUUAAAUCCUGGGCUAGGGAAAAACACUACGGCCAGACCAACGCGCAGAGAUGUCCAAAGUGCAAGAUCUUUAUUGAGCGAAAGAGCGGAUGUGAUCACAUGACAUGUUCACAGUGCAGACAGGACUUCUGUUAUCGCUGUGGAGGACGAUACCUCAACCUGAAGUUUCUUGGGAAUCAUAACAGUCGUUACAGCCCGUUCGGUUGUAAAUACAUCUUCAAACCAAACCGACCAAUCACGCGGCGGCUUGUCCGAUCAUCAGUCCUUGGUGCCAAGCUGCUUGGAGGUGUCAUACUGGCCGGGCUGGGCGUGGCUGCAGCGGGCGUUCUAAUUGGAACAAGCCCAAUUACGCUUCCUGCGUUCGGGGCGUACAAGCUGCACAAGCGACGUCAGAAUGCUCAGCGCUGGAUCCAACAGCAACGCAUGUUCAAGCUACGCUCCCAGAAUGCCAUAAUGGAGUUUCAUCGUGAACGUCUAGCAAGAAUGGGUCAGUUUGAGGAGCAUCCCAGUCGAAGAUUGAGUACCCGUAAUGAUGCCGUACAUAUUGGAAUCCAGACUGGUGCCUCGCAGCAAGUCGACGUUACCGUCAACACGCCAGAUGCCGCAGGGUCUGAGAUCUCCAGCAGCGAGAUGCUUAAUUCCGAAAUUCGUAUGAAUAUUACGGACGAACGAGGUCAUGUGACCGUUACCACUGCCGAGAUAUCUCACAAUGCCUCAGGGGAAGAAGGUUCUGAGGCAGAAAUCAUCCUCCAUGUGAAAACCUCAUAUCCAAAGGAACCCAAAGAUAAAUUGCAGAAAAGUAACUCCCUGAAAGUUACAGACACCAAGGAUGAAAAGAUAGCCGAAGAAACGAUGAAGUUCAACAUGGUUAAAGAAAACCAGGCUGAUAAAUCAACUGAUAAAUCUGGUACAACAAAGUCACCAGAUGAUGUUAAUUCAGGAAUUAGUCCAAAUGAAGAUUUCGACACAUGUAUAACCGACUGUAUCAAAAGUGACUGCGAGAAUACAGGUACGACCCUGGAGAACUCUUGCUGCUCAAUGUUCGGUACUUUUAAGGGAAAUGAGAAUAAGCUUAGAGGGUCAGUAAGUCAUAGGAGAUCCCAUUCCCUGGGCUCAAUAAAGAAAUCAACACGGAUUGCGUCAAUCCAGGGUAGAAAUAAGAGACUUGUGCUGGAAAACGGUGGUAAAGUUUGUCCUGAUCAUGUUUCUAACUGAAUAUGGCUUGUAAUGGAUAUGAAUUAUGCUUCUAAGUUAAUGCUUUAUAUAUUCAUCUACCCUAAAUAGCCAUAUAAUUGGCUAUUAAUUUAAAAAAAAAAUAUUUACAGUAUUGUUUUUUUUCAUUUUUUUCUUGGAUAAUUCCAAAUGACAAUGUUACAAGUAUCAACAUGACAUUGUUAAUACAGUCCAAACUCGAUGGCUCGAUAUUCUAGGGACCGGCCAAAGUACUUCGAGCCUCGAGAAUAUCGAGCCAAGCGGGAUUGCUUACAGAAUGUUAUUUUUUCAUUUGUUACAUAAAGUCUUAUUUACCUCGUUUGUUAUUGGCUACGCUAUCUCCGCAAGAGAAGGAAGAGUAUUUAUUGGGCAUAGUUACGCACCCUUAAUUUCAUAAUAUGACUUAUUCGGUUAUGAGAAAAUAUCAUUUUAUAUUUUUAUUUAUAAUAAAAAUACAUUUAUGUGAAAACGAGCAAUUGUAAACAGUGGGUAACACAAACAUAGCUUAAAAGUUAUAUCAAAAUGCAUAGUAAUUUAGGGAUGGAUAACAGUUAGAGACAGAGCUUAAAGUGAUGGCAUGUUUAUUCAAACUGUUAAACCAUUUAAAUUCGAUAAUAAUUAUAAUAUCAGUCAAGCAAUUUGAAUCGAUUAGCGCCUUGUGCUAAAUUAAGCCAAUCAAACAAAUCAAGGUGUGAGAUUCUUAACUGAACCCCCGAAAAUGACAUCGACCCAAGCAACCAUAUCAAAGUGUGAAAUUCUUGUUUGGGACCACGAAAACGACUUCGAGCGUGGAGAAAUAUCGACCCUCAAGAUAUCGAGCCAUCUGAUCGAAAUUUAUAUGAACAAAGAGUAAAUAAAAAUCGGUCCUUUUAAUUUGGUUCGAGCCAACGAGGAUAUCGAGCCAUGAGAUAUCGAGCCAACGAGUUUCGACUGUAGUAUGUUUUUUGCCUUAAAUGAAAGGUUUUGCAACUUUGAAAUAGUUCUUAGAGCUAGCCCCAGGACUGUUUUUAUGAAUACUUCUUACCUCUAACCAAAACUUCUUUCGUGAUGUUUUCUUAGGGCUAACUAACCCAGGGACUAAGUUCAUGAACAUGUUUACAUGACUUGUCUUAAAUGAAUCGUACACAUGUACAUUGAUUUGAAAGUGCUUAUUAUUCAAUUGAUAUACACUGUACAAGAUACCGAGACAUUUACUAGAAUAUUAAAUUUCUGUGUUCUAUAACAAAAUAUCACUUAUGUACUGGUACGCAUUAAUCAUCAAAAUUACAGUGUGGGAUGAAGAAGGCAGAGUUCAAACAGUAGUGCUUGACAAACCCUGCUACCUGUAUAUAGAAUCCAGAAUGAGCCAGUCCAGAAAGUAGUUGACCAUUUCAAAGCUUAUUUUGACCCGUGUUAUAUGCUUACAUGUAAAUAUGGUGUUGCUGUAUAAUUUUAUGAUUGUUGAUGCAUGGGUCUGUUUUUGGAGGAGGACAAAGUUCAAAUAGUCAUGGUUACUUGUUUUAAGUAUGGUGUUGUAUAAACCUAGUAAAAGUAUGAUAUUUUCAGGGUUUCAAAAAUGUCAAGUUGUUGUCAUAGUCUUGGGUGUGGUUGUUGUUGUUGGCGUCAUAGUGAAAAAAACUUUAAUCCUGGACAUAGGUAAAAGAAUUCUUCAGAUAUUUCAUUGAAACUUGGUACACAUGUUGCCAGGCAAAAUAAGCAAAUGCAUAACAAGGGCCAUAACUCUUGCUUUGAUAAUUGUUAAGUUAUGCCCCUUUAUUGACUGAAAUACAACAGACGAACGUGGGCAUUUGAUCCGCAUUGCUCUUGUUUUAAAUAUGGUGUUGUAUUUUCUAGUGAAAGCAUGUACGGUACACUAUUUUUCAUCUUUCCAAUCAUGUUGUUUUAUCUGUGAUAUUGUGGAUAUAUGUGCUUUGUUACAGUAGUACAUAAAAGGUGAUAUAUUUAUGAUGAAUGUUAUUAACGGUAUUUCCCUUUUAAUAUUUUGAGUCAUUGUACUUAAUCGAAUUUUGCUGCUUGCAUAACAAAUUUGUUUCAUUUUGUCAUAGAAAAUGUGCUUUACAUCAUUAAGGCCAUGUUGUUUUAUUUGUAUGUUUAUCGUCUACAUGUGCUUUGGUAAUGAAGUGUUUUACAAAGAAAUUUUGCUGUGCAUAUUUGGCAGGUGUUACUUAAAGCCAGUGCUUACAAUUAAAAUCCUGUUUUUGAUCUUUAUUUCUUAGAUAUGUAUAGUUUCAUUUGGAAUUAAAAAUAUUUAACAUUUAAACUUUAGAUAUUAUCUUUAUUACCUUAGUUUAAUAUACUACAAAAAGCAAGUCAGUGGAUUUUUGUUUUGUUUUGAAUUGGUAGCUACAUUUCAACCACAACACAUACCUAGGUUUUAACUCCAUAACAAGUAACUAGGUUUCAGCAACUGAAAAAUGGAGUUGAUGUCAUGAUAAACAUAAGAAUAAAACAGCGUGGCCUUAGAUUUCCGAUUGCUCUGGCUGUCUCCUAACUUGGCUUAGAUUGUUAACAGUACAUGCAUGUUACAUUUGUUGAAUGUUUUUAUGAUCAUGAUUUUGUAUGUAAAUCUGUUGAGCCAUUCUGUAGGCCUAGUAUGUAUUCUGUUACAUAAUAAAAAAAAACGUCUUUCAA